Molecule: messenger RNA, 1169 nt
Organism: Ylistrum balloti
Lineage: Eukaryota; Metazoa; Mollusca; Bivalvia; Pectinida; Pectinidae
Product: tight junction-associated protein 1-like
Exons: 8
Coding region: 1-1041 (346 amino acids)
Source: RefSeq, a predicted model, not a curated record
AUGAAACAUUUCCAAGACAACAAAUCAUCUACCAUGCAUAAAAGAGUGACAUCUGACGUAUCCCUAACAACCUUGUCUCUGCAGGCAUGCCCAGACUGUGGGUGUACUUGUAGAGGAUGUUUUUCUAGCCACUCAAGACAGAUAGGCUUAGAAGGAGCCUCAGUUUGCCCAGCAGAUGAGCAACACAGUCUGGAUCUUCACCAGGAGAUUGAGGCCCUGGAGAGUCAGUUAAGGAGGAGUAACAACCAUAUCUCACAGAUAGAACAUGAAAUAAUAGACAGUAAACAGAUGGCAGAGUAUGAGGUACUCAAACUCACCGACGAGCUUGCCAAACUCCGUGACCGAUACGACAGGUUGUAUGAAAGUCAUAAAAGGUUGCAGAAAGUGAACCACGGAUUGGAAGAUAAACUCUUAAAAGUGGUCAAUGGGUUUGAAGGGGAUAAGAUUGGUCUUCAGAAAGAAGUAGCCCUUAUGACCUCCAAACUUGUUGAAGCUAAAUCUCUCAUCUGUGAACUGGAGGAGGAAAAUGAGCAGACCAGAAAAGACUGUAAUUAUGCUGUCCAGCUAUUGCAGUGUAAACCUUCAAACUUUGUAGCCCACAAGCUAAAUACGCUUCCAAUGGAACUUCAGGAAAGAGUCAAAAGUCACAUGACAAGAGAAGAAAUCAUUAAUUGUGAGGACGCUCCGCAGAACGAAUCAGCGAAAUUGAUUCGUGUGCCUAUGCAGACAUUCCCGCCUACAGCAAUGGUGUAUUCCAUUAACAAUAGUUCUCAGAAGUCAAACAAAGACAUGAACAGAAACUCAACAGAUUCAGUGCCAAUGAAUCUCAUAGCCAAGGUCCUCACGCAGCCGGAGUCUAAACGUAAACCACGGCGAAUGUACAUAUGUCUAAGAUGUAAACUGGACGUUGUUGUGCAUGACAAGGAAGUCCAAGUGUCCAUGGGUCGGGAGAUUAACAGUUCAAAUGGUGGUUCUGGAAGUCUACGAGUCCACAAACUACCUAGUCGGAUACGAACAAAUUCCACAGAAACAGAAAUAUGAAUUAGAGAGUGCCAUCUUGUAAAAAUCAAUUCAAUGACUUUUGUAUGUUACAGGAGUUGAAGUCAUUAAUUUCAAAAUUCAGCAUAGUUUAUUGUAUGUUACAUAGUUUCUCCUGUCUUGUUUUUACA